AUGGUGCCUGCUGUGGGGAAAGUGGUCACAGUGAUCACGUUUGUGGCAGGCCUAGCUCGGUUGGGCCCAGACAGCUCUGCAGCUGUUCCCUACGGCCCCUGCCCGACAGGAGCCUGGCGCCUGGGUGGUCUUGUGUGGGGGAGCCCGCGUCUGUGUCAGCCACGCCCUGGUGAAGUCUUCUGGUUGUUUCACAGCGAGGACGGCAGCCCCUUCACGUACGACUGCAGCUCUGCUGAGGAGCCACGAGAGAAUAAAGGGCAGGAUGGACGGCCCGUGGGCGAGGGCAGCGACGCGAUCCUGGCGUCCACCUUCUCCAAGUCGGGCAGCUAUUUUGCUUUGACCGAUGACAGUAAGCGUCUGAUUCUUUUCCGUACAAAACCGUGGCAAUGCCUGAGUGUCAGGCCGGCGGUGCGGAGGUGCACGGCCCUGGCCUUCACGGCCUCCGAGGAGAAGGUCUUGGUGGCCGACAAGUCCGGGGACGUUUACUCCUUCUCGGUGCUGGAGCCGCAGGGCUGCGGCCGCCUGGAACUCGGGCACCUGUCCAUGCUGUUAGACGUGGCCGUGAGCCCCGACGACCGCUUCAUCCUCACCGCUGACCGGGACGAGAAGAUCCGGGUCAGCUGGGCUGCGGCGCCGCACAGCAUCGAGUCCUUCUGCCUCGGGCACACCGAGUGAGUCCCGGGGUCAGUGUGCGGGGCCGGUCCCGCUCGGGAGC
Messenger RNA from Condylura cristata (star-nosed mole), 715 nucleotides. RefSeq names its product WD repeat domain 4 (gene WDR4). The transcript has 5 exons. Gene Ontology annotation, cellular component: cytosol; nucleus; tRNA methyltransferase complex. The coding region runs from base 1 to 675 and encodes 224 amino acids. Gene Ontology annotation, molecular function: protein binding; tRNA (guanine(46)-N7)-methyltransferase activity. Gene Ontology annotation, biological process: RNA (guanine-N7)-methylation. Lineage: Eukaryota; Metazoa; Chordata; Mammalia; Eulipotyphla; Talpidae. The record is from RefSeq and is a predicted model, not a curated record.